GCGGAGGCGGAGGCGGAGGGAUGGCGGUGCGGCGCGCCUUGCACUUCGUGUUCAAAGUCGGCGACCGCGCGCGGACUGCGCGCUUCUACCGGGAGCUGCUGGGCAUGAGCGUUCUGAGGCAUGAGGAGUUUGAUGAAGGCUGUAAGGCCAGCUGCAAUGGCCCUUACGAUGGAAAAUGGAGCAAAACAAUGGUGGGCUAUGGGCCAGAAGAUGACCACUUUGUUGCAGAGUUGACUUACAACUAUGGUAUUGGAGAGUAUCGCCUUGGCAAUGACUUUCUGGGCAUAACCCUGGUGUCCAGCCAGGCUGUGAGCAAUGCUAAGAAGAUGGGUUGGCCCCUCAAAGAAGUCACAGCCGGUGUGUUUGAAACUGAAGCCCCAGGUGGAUACAAGUUCUACUUGGAAGACAAGGAACAGAAAAAGCAAGAUCCUGUGCUAAAGGUAACCUUGGGUGUCUCUGAUCUGCACAAGUCUGUUAAUUACUGGUCUCAUUUGCUUGGGAUGAAAAUAUAUGAGAAGGAUGAAGAAAAACAGAGGAUUUUGCUGGGCUAUGCAGAUAACCAGUGUAAGCUGGAGCUGAAGGCUGUUGGAGGAGCAGUGGAUCAUGGAACAGCAUUUGGAAGGAUUGCCUUUUCCUGUGCCAAGGAAGAGUUGCCAAACAUUGAAGCACUGAUGAAAAAGGAGAACCAGAAAAUUUUAACGCCUCUGGUUAGCUUGGACACACCUGGCAAAGCUACAGUGCAAGUGGUCAUUUUGGCUGAUCCUGAUGGCCAUGAAAUCUGUUUUGUGGGAGAUGAAGCAUUUCGAGAUCUGUCCAAAGUGGAUCCUAAUGGUGACAAACUGUUAGAUGAUGCUAUGGCAGCUGACAAGAGUGACACGUGGUUUGCUGCCCGAAAUAUGAAGAAGGUGUCUGCAUAGCUGGAGGAGGAACUGGGCUGACUGGUCGUCAUGCCUUGGUUUUCAUCUGGGCAAAACUUGCUGUGCUGUCCGUCCCAUGGGAGGAUACAGUCAUGUCCCACGUUCUUCUGUUGGUUCCUUUUCAGCUUGUAUCUCUUUCAUUUCAAGCUCUUCUUUAUUUUCAAUCAAAUAUCACGUGCUCCUUCAUACGUAAGUGUAAAGUGAGGAGGAUGUCGAGCACGUGGCUUCCAACGUGGGAGCUGCAGGCUAACACCUCGUGUAUCUCUAGUGUGGUUGCAAUUGAAGGAGAAGUUGCCAGAUUGAUUAGAAUAUCCAGAUCUGUAAUUAAUGAGCUGUAAUCCUUCUGACUGCAGUACAGGGCUGAGAUAUUGGGGUAUCAGCAGCUGUAGUGCCUGGCAUUGUUGGGCAGGCUCUUUGUUUUGGAUCUCUCUCAAUGAAAAUCAACAGCAUUAGCAGUCACUGCGCUGUGUCAGUGCCUGCAGUCAAUAUUCCGAAUGGGAACAGUUCUUGAUGUGACAGUGUUGCUUUGGCAUUGAUGCAGUCAGUGAAUUGGGGCUGGAUCAGGGCUGGUGCCAUUGUUGGAAAUUUGCCUUUACUUGAAUAAAAGUAACGAGCGGCGUCCCCUGGGGGUCUGUAUUGGGA
Molecule: messenger RNA, 1559 nt
Organism: Meleagris gallopavo (turkey)
Lineage: Eukaryota; Metazoa; Chordata; Aves; Galliformes; Phasianidae
Gene: GLOD4
Product: glyoxalase domain containing 4
Source: RefSeq, a predicted model, not a curated record